GCGCACUCGGCACCGACUCGAGCGACUCUACUCCGAGCCGAAUAUCAUGCUUGCGGCAGAUGCUGUUGUUCAGAGUGAAUGAUCCAUAGUAAAUAAGAAACAUGAUCCGGAUCGCGGCUCUCAAUGCAGCAUCUCAGGCUGCCGAUGAGCAUGAAGGUGCCUUUAAAAGCACUAAACCAAGUCAAACCAAGGAAGCCCAGGAGGCAGAAGCGUUUGCACUGUAUCAUAAAGCUCUUGACCUGCAGAAACAUGACAAGUUUGAAGAGUCUGCCAAAGCUUACCAUGAGCUCCUCAAGACCCCUCUGCUCAAGGAGGCAGUGGCGUCUGAAGAUGAGAAAGUUGGACUCAAGCAUCCGGGGCUGAUGUUGAAAUAUUCCACCUAUAAAAACUUGGCUAGCCUUGCGGUGCUCAAAGAUGACAUCGACACUGCCAUGGAUUUCUAUGUGCAGGCUGUCAUGCUGGACUCCACAGAUGUGAAUAUGUGGUAUAAAAUGGGAAGGCUGGCAUUGAAAAAGGCGAGUAUGUCAUUGGCCCGUCAUGCUUUUGAGGUGGGCUUACGCUGUAACCCAGACCACUGGCCCUGUCUGGACAGCCUGAUCACAGUCCUCUACGCCCUCAGUGACUACAGCUGUUGUCUUUAUUACAUCUGUAAGGCUCUAGAGAAAGAUGUGGGUUUCAGUAAGGGACAUGUGCUGAAAGAGAAGAUCUUUGAGGAGCAGCCCUGCCUCAGACGAGACUCUAUGAAGAUGUUCUCUAAACUUGAUGUGUCAGCGCAGUAUGGUGAUGUAGAUGAGGAGGAGGCUCACAGUAUCGUAGAGGAUGCGCUGGAGCUCAGGAGACAGAGACAGGCUAAACUGACACGACACCCAGUGACUGAUCUGCAACUGGUUGAGCCGAUCAAAUACUUCACAUGGAAGAGUGUGGGUGAAAGUUUCCUUGCCAUGUACAAACACCAGAAUGCUUGCCUGGUCCCACGGCCCGACUUUGGCCGCAGAAUCGACUUGUCAAUGUACCGUGACCCAGACUGCCUCCUCCAGAUGCCCUCCAGCACACCUGCGGCCACAGUCGUUGUUUCUUCAGACCCCCCUCAGCCCCCAGUGCCGGUCGCUCUGCCUCAAGCACCCUCCGCACCACCUCCUGCUCCCAGCAGCCCAAGCUCCAGUCUCCCCCCACCAACCGAUCCCUCCUUUCAGCCACAAGCCCAGCACAGUGCUCCUGAAGGGGAACCACAAAACCAGAAUGUAAUCGAGGUGACCACCACAACCACAGUCACUGUUUCUGCCACCAACGCAACUGAGGAUGCUGCUGUUGCCAUGGUUACUUCUGCCGCUCUGGACGCCGCAUUGAGUGAUAAAGCGAGAAAAGGCACCAAGAGAAAACGUGUGGUGGAGGAAAAUGUAGAAACUGCAAAGAGACGCUCAGCACGUGUCCGUAAUACCAAAUGCAAGAAAGAAGAGAGGAUCGACUUCCAAGAACUUCUGCUCAAAUUCCUCCCAUCCAGGCUAAAAAAGUUUGAAGAUGAUGAGGAUAGUCUCAGUAACAUGGACACUCAGUGUGAUGCCAAACCUGAUUCCCAGCUGAACCGUGGAUUCGGCUCCAACUCUGAGUAUUUAGCCUCUAUAGAGUCGGAGCGAAAGGAGGUGAAUGCGUUCUUGCUGGCAAACAUGCAGAAUGGCGGCAUCCUGGAGCUGAUGAUGCGUUAUCUGAAGGCAGUGGGCCAGAAGUUUCUAGAAGAGUGGCCUGCAGGACUCAGUGGAGUGAUGCUGGAUAUAUUCAACUGCUGGAGGAAACACAGCGCUGGGCUGCCCAAUCCUCUGCUCAGGGACUGCAGCAACCAGCACAUAAAGGAAAUGAUGCGGAUGUGUUUGUGCUGUCUGGAGCUGCAGCUGGAGCAGAAGUCCUUGAUAAAAGGCAAAAUAAUGUCUCAAAGAAAGAGCGCGUCUGGUUCAGGAAGAGAUUGUGGGGAUGCGGAUGGUCUGGAGGCUCGCUUUCAGUCUGACAUGUUUCUCCUGACCAUGGCAUCCUCUCAGAGAGAUCUGUUUGAAAACGACUGGAUCUCUUUUGCCGUCAGAGUUCACUGGCUUAAAGCACGACACAUCGCCUUACAGGGUGACAUGGAGGAGGCGCUUGAGUGUUACGACAUGUGUGUCGGUCUGCUAAAAGGGCAGAGCAGCGAGAUCACCAUCCACUUGCCCAACCUCAGCGUGGACUCUGCCAUCUCUGUAGAGGAGAUUGAGAAGAAGCUGAAGUCUCUAGAGCGAUGUCAGACUCUAGAGGAGAUCCAGAGGCUGUUUGAUAGCGGAGAUUAUCAGUCUGUGGUUCGGUUACUGCAACCAACGCUGAGCUUCGGCUCCGGCUCGACACGACUCAAAGCGCUAGAUUACAUCAGCUCUGCUCCUGAGAGACCAGCCCAGCUCUUACUACUGCAGAGUUCCCUGCUGCGGCUUAAAGACUACAGCUCUUGCAUGGAGACGUCUGAAGUGUCUCUCAACGAGGCCAAUCAGCACUUGAACUCUGCAUUACCCAGCAGCCCCUCUGCUAAGGAAGAGUGGGUGUCCACCAUCACAGCCCUGCUGAAGGGCAUCGAAAUCUGCAUCGCCGACAAGCCCGAGCUGCUCAGCCACACCCCGCGCUCCACGAACCUCCCACGCCUCGCCAACAACCUCAUACAGUUGAUAGCCACCAGUAUGGUAUUACCCGAUGACCUCAAAGAGGCUCAUUUCUCAUCGCUGUUGCCAUGGAUUCUGCUGUACAACCUCAUCAAACAGGAAGAGGCAGCGUUUGACUGCAUGCUGCGGCAACAAAUUGCAGAUGAAGAUGAUGAAGAGAAGGACACCCCAUUGCUGCCCUCGUCUCUCAUGCUUCUUAACACGGCACAUGAAUGUCUGGGCCGCCGGUCCUGGUGUUGCAACUCUGAUGGAUCUCUGCUCAAAUUCUUUGUUCGUGUAUUGCAGGAGAAGCUCUCAGGAAAAGAGAAUCUGCCGUAUAAAGAAGAUCUGGAGACAGCGCUGGAGCAGUGUUUCUAUUGUCUGUAUGCUUAUCCGGCCAGGAAAAGUAAAGCCCGAUACCUAGAGGAGCAUUCUGCCCCACAGGUGGAGCUACAUUGGAAUGAAGCCGUCUCCAUGUUCGAGUACUUUAAACCCAAGACCUUGCCCGAGUUUGACAGCUAUAAGACCAGCACUGUCUCUGCCGACCUGGCCAACCUUCUUAGAAGACUCUCUGGAAUAAUCCCACGCAACGAUGGCCCCGUGAUCUCCAUAGAUGAUGUGUCCGCUUACAUAGAGGGAGGAGCCGUCAAGGUGCCGGCCCUCCCGGAAGGAGCUCCCCCAGCGCCCCCUGUGGUGAAUGAGCUGUACUACCUGCUAGCAGACUACCACUUUAAAAACAAAGAGCAGUCUAAAGCCAUCAAGUUCUACAUGCACGACAUCUGCGUGUGCCCUAACAGGUUUGACUCAUGGGCAGGUAUGGCUCUCGCGCGUGCUAGUCGUAUCCAGGACAAACUGAAUUCCAAUGAGCUCAGGAGUGACGGACCCAUCUGGAAAAACUCUCUGGCAGUGUUGACCUGUUUCAAACGGGCUCUAGAGAUAGACGGCUCCAACCUGUCCUUAUGGAUCGAGUAUGGCACCAUGUCUUAUGCCUUGCACUCUUUCGCUUCCAGACAGCUCAAGCAGUGGAAACGCGAACUUCCCCCGGACUUGACUAAACAGAUGGAGGAGCGCAGGGACUCGAUGUUGGAGACAGCGUUUCAGUGUUUCCAGAGUGCGUCUCGCUGUGACGGCGAUGAGGAAGAGUGGCUCAUUCAUUACAUGCUGGGAAAGAUCGCCGAGAAGCGUAAACAGACGCCCAACGACUACCUGCAGCUGUACAAACAGUCUGCAUAUUACCUGCAUGAGGAAGCAGCCCGAUACCCACGCAAAAUCCACUACCACAACCCACCUGACCUUGCCAUGGAGGCCCUAGAGCUGUUUUUCCGCUUGAGUGCCACCAUUCUGAAAUUGUUGGAGGAUGAGAAAGAAGACAGUGGUGAACAGUCCGAGCUGCAGGUUCUGGAUUAUGAGCUGUUCUUCAACUUGCUCGCAGAAGCAGCCGUCGGACCAUUUGCGCGCGGGGAGGAGAAGAACACCCCAAAAACCAGCAGCGACAAGGAAAAGCAUCCCUCUGUCAACGACGAAGACUCCUGUCCGGCUGCGCUGGUCACCUCAUCUGCGAUGCCCGUGCCGGCUGCAGCGACUUCAGGCGAUGGUGCGGCAGGUGCGAGUUCUCCCCCAUAUGCGGUCACUCCGGUCGACCACGAUUACGUCAAACGUAAAAGGCAGCAGCAGAGGCACAGGCAGGGGCAGGAGCUCCAGCAGCAGGACGCUUACUUCUCACAUGACCAUGACUACUGCGUGUGUCUCUCUGCUUUGCGGCCAGGAUCUGUGUAUGAGCAAAGUCAGGACAGCGUGGCCAUCAUGUCGGACUGCAGCUCCUUGCAGGAUGUCUUCAUGGACCCCACCAGCUCACAGGACAGCAAUCCCAAGGGGAAUUCUGGGAAGUGUCUUUUUCCAGAAGACUCAAACGCUGCUGAAAAAGAGAAACGGGCACCAGCUGAAGAUACAGGCACCUUAGAAGACAAGAAUAUGGAUAUCAGCUCUGCCACAAUCUCUCAAGAAUCCUCGGUCACGCAGGAGUCUUCCGACACCACUUUAUCCAUCACCUCUCCUGAAGCAUCUGUCCCUAAAACUCCUACUACAGACACACCCACCCAACCACCAGCCGUACCACUGAACACCACGCCACACAAAAGCCACUCCCAGACCGCCCCCUCCAGUGAGGGCAAGCGGAGACCGGAGCCCCCUCCCCCUCUGGAGGUGAUCGAGGUGCCCAAAUGUCUGCCGACGGGGCGGGCGGAGCAGAGGACAACGCUGGUGGACUUGUGUGUGAGGUCUCUCUUCCUGUGUCUGAGCCGCUUCCCACAGCACUAUAAAAGCCUGUACCGUCUGGCCAACCUGUACGCCUACAGCAGGACCCGCAAGAACCUGCAAUGGGCACGAGAUGUGUUGCUAGGGAGCAGUGUCCCAUGGCAACAGCUGAAGCACAUGCCGGCACAAGGACUUUUCUGCGAGAGGAAUAAAACCAAUCUGUUCAACGGCAUCUGGCGUAUUCCAGUAGAUGAGAUUGAUCGUCCUGGUAGUUUUGCAUCUCAUAUGAACAAAUCCAUCGUGCUGUUACUGGAUGUCCUGUCUCAUCUGAAAGAUCAUCACACGUUACUCAAAAUCUCCCUCAUGCUUCAGAGAACCCCUGACCAGGGAAAGAAGUACUUGCGAGAUGUGGACCGACAAGUUUUGGCCAAACGAGCAUUUUUCUUCACUGUAAAAGUGUUGGAAGACAAUCUGGAUAAACUCACAGGGGUAAGUGACCCCCCUAAACCAUCCGCCACCUGUAUUGGUGAGAUGACAACAGCUGAUGUGUCCAAUAAGCCUCCUGCUGUGGAGGACCCCAAAUGCGCACACACCACCCCUCCUAAAGCAGGACUCGCCGAAACCCCCGCUGUCACAGAGACUGAGACCGUGACUCCCCCUGCCAUGCCCCAGCCCCACCCAGCCACACUCCAGCUCUCACUGCAACCUUUAACCCAAACUCAGGUGACAGGGGCCACCACUCACCCCAGAGAAGGUCCUUCCGGGCUUGGAGAGCCCAUGGAACUUGGCCCGGGAUCAUGGCUGGGUGGUUCAAAAUUCAGAGACCCUCAAACGCCUACCGAUGGUGCCGCACAAGAGCGGGGGAUUGUUAAAUCAUCAGUGGACGAGGCAGAGAAGAUCCCAGAGAGCAGUCGGGCAUCAGAGCUGUCGCUGGAGGAGUUGAGCAUUAGCUCUAAACAGCAACAGCUCCAGAAUCAGGCGAAUGCAGUUAAAGGAGUGCUGACUAUGGCCACCACAGCAGUGCCAUGCAACCCCAUGCAAAUCUCAGGCACUCCUGAGCUGGGGUUACCACAGCGACCCAGCAGGAAGAGGAAACUGCUGGAUGACGCGGAGUCAGGCAAGACGCUCCUCUUGGAUGCGUACAGGGUGUGGCAGCAGGGUCAGAAAGUCAUGACCUAUGACCUGAAGCGCAUUGAGAAGAUCAUGUCGGAGACAUACAUGCUGAUUAAACAGGUGGAUGAGGAUGUAGCAUUGGAUCAAGCUGUGAAGUUCUGCCAGAUUCAAAUGGCAACAUCGGCACAAAGACAGAGCUCCAUUGAUGCGCCCACCACACCCAAGAUUAGUAAAGACCAGCGAGACAUCUUCUUCCCAGCGUCCUUCUCCACGCCGUGCCUCCUCAACAACACACAUCCCAUAUUAACCCAGGACGGGGAGGCCAAGCUGAACAAGACCCCUCGGCCGCUUCUCACACAGACGCACAGCACUCCAACACAGAUCUACUGCCUGCCCACCAGCCAACCUGACCAAUCGCAGCAGCGGAAGACGCCUAGCCAACCAAUAGCAAGCAUGGCCUACUUGCCCCACACAGAUUCCCACACGGGGCCAGCAGAGGGCGUCUUUGUUGGCAAAAUUAUUCAUGAGGACAGAGCAGAGCCGGUUACGGAGGGUCUGCUGUACCGCCACCAGGAGUCGCACCUGUGUCAGCAGAUGAAGAUGGCAACAGUCUCUCAGAUUCACAGCACACAGGAGUGGGCCGGCCUUGAGCCUCCGUCCUGCUCAACCAACACCAGCACAGAAAGUGUAGACCAGUCCAAGCAGGGCGAUGCUUGUCGUAUCCGGUCCCGAAUUCCUCCCAACAUGCCCAAAUUGGUCAUCCCCUCCACAGUUACUAAAUUCCCACCGGAGAUAACGGUCACGCCCCCCACGCCCACCCUACUGUCCCCGAAAGGUAGCAUCUCUGAAGAGACCAAACAAAAACUCAAGAAUGUGAUUCUGUCCUCUCAGUCGGCAGCUAAUGUGAAGAAAGACACUCUCACUCAACCCGCUUUGGAGGUUCAGGAAACAUCCAGUCAGGAAUCCUCUCUGGAGAGCGAAUCAGAAGACGAAGACGACUACAUGGACAUGGACAUUUGAACUCUAAACAAGAGCUCUGAAUCGAGCUCAGAAGCAAAAUUUCUUAUUCGUGUAGCUGCAGCUAACCAUUGACGGUUUCUUCUCUUUUUCUAUAGCGCGUUUACUCCGCCGUAUGCACGUUUUUUCAGCGAAAGGGCUUUUUCCGACCCCGGCACUUGUGCGUUUUUGUGUUUUGGCUCCUCUGCUGCUAAGCAUGGACUGUGUCAUUCUGUUGUUGUUUUUUCAUUGUGUACAAUCCUGCGAAGUGCCAUUUUUACUUCAGUGACGUUCAAAGCCAACCACAACAAAACGGUGUGUUCUUAGCAUCACGUCUUUGAAUCUGUUCACAAUAUUCUCCUGAAGCAUGAAUGAUGUAAUAGAGGCAGUUUGUUUAAUGCAAUUUACUCGGUAAGAGUUUUUGGGGCAUUACAUUUGCAGAGUUGUUUACAGAUUUAACAGGAAGUCCGUUUUGCUUGACAUUUUGUUCAGCUCAGUGGUGUAAAAUAAACACGAUUCAUAUCACCACCAAACAUGGAAACUUGCCUCGGGACGUCAGCAUGCAAAAGUGACCGUUUUUUACGACCAUGUGGACACGUGUGGCUAUUUUUCUCUAAGUGUGUGUGUGGUUUUACCUCUACUUUCAAAGCUGUGCUGCCUCCACGUAUAGCACGCACGGGGCGUUUGUUUGUGCUGUCCAUGCUGUAAGUUCUACAAAUGUACGAUUUUUCACAGCACAUUUAUUUUUGGGUUAUUAUUAUGGAUUGUUGUAUUGGUAAUCUGUUGGUUGUAUAAAUAUUAAAGACCUGAUUUUGAGGUAAUUUGUUAAACCACCAAGAAUUCCAUUGCAACUGUUGAAAGUUGAAGUGUGUUGUGUUACUGUUAAUGUCUUGUGUAUUUUGAGGUUUUUUCCAUUUGGGGAAGGUACCGUAUGUUAACCCUGCCAACAGCACUGAGAAUAUUAUUCAUUUCACUUCAAAUAUGAAUGUGACCCAACCAAGUACUGAAACGCUUUUCAUUUCAUUUCUCACUCAUGGAUUUUUUUCAAUAAGAUACAAAGACCAAAACAUGGUGCUGAUAUGUCCUAUUGUUUGGCUUUUAUUAUAAUCUCUGAAUGGUAAACCAUUAAAAGUACCCGGAUGUUAUAUUCUUAGUUAUCUUGACAUACAGGUUUUUAUCUUCACAUCAUUAAGACAAUCUGAUCUGAUGUUUUGGUACCUGGUUGGAUUUGUGAUGGAGAUCCUGGUGGUGUUACUCUUGACAGAUCUGUUUUUGGAGCAUCAUCUCCCAUUCUAAUAUCAAAACGAUUUAGACGGAAGAAUGUUUUUUACCAAAUGUUUUCUACUUUAGAUGGAUAAAUAGCUACCAGUAUUUUUGGAGUUUAGAUUUUUUCUAUAUAAGAAAAACUUGUUUUUGAAAGGACGUGUUUUGAUGCCGUGAGCAUGGCUGACCAAACUACCUGUAAACAGAAAGAUGUGUUUCUAUUUUUCCUCUUUGUAAACAAUGUUUUGUUUGUAUACCGUCUCUUUGCUUGUUAAGAAUGUAACAUGGCAGAAUUGGAUAUAUGCUCUUGCGCGGAGACGUGAGGUUCUCUGAGCUCCUUGGAGUAUUACUUUGCUCAGGCUAUUUUUUCUGAGAAGAAUGAUAUUACUGAAUUUCUGACAUGCUGCAUUGAUAUCACAAAACCAAAAAUACACUUCAACUUUUUACCUGAA
This is a messenger RNA of Triplophysa rosa, 8725 nucleotides long. RefSeq names its product calcineurin binding protein 1 (gene cabin1). Bases 102 to 7034 code for a protein of 2310 amino acids. Gene Ontology annotation, molecular function: nucleosome binding; protein binding. Gene Ontology annotation, biological process: chromatin organization. The record is from RefSeq and is a predicted model, not a curated record. Lineage: Eukaryota; Metazoa; Chordata; Actinopteri; Cypriniformes; Nemacheilidae. Gene Ontology annotation, cellular component: nucleus. The transcript is spliced from 40 exons.